This is a messenger RNA of Cucumis sativus (cucumber), 1048 nucleotides long. RefSeq names its product metalloendoproteinase 2-MMP. Bases 43 to 1002 code for a protein of 319 amino acids. Gene Ontology annotation, molecular function: zinc ion binding; metalloendopeptidase activity. The record is from RefSeq and is a predicted model, not a curated record. Gene Ontology annotation, biological process: collagen catabolic process; extracellular matrix organization; proteolysis. NCBI's taxonomy places the organism in Eukaryota, Viridiplantae, Streptophyta, Magnoliopsida, Cucurbitales, Cucurbitaceae. Gene Ontology annotation, cellular component: extracellular matrix. The transcript is spliced from 2 exons.
GAACCAUUACAAUAACCAACAAUAUAUUUGGAGAAGUGAGUUAUGGCCUUGGAAGAAUUAUCAUUCUUCACUUUCACUCUUCUCCUUCUUACUUUCUUCCCUUUAAUAUCAUCUUCUCAAUCAAACCAUUCUCACUCCCAUGGAAAAGCAUCAUCACAAUUUGUGUUUCUGAACCAACUUUAUGGAUCCCAAAAGGGUGACAAAGUUGAAGGCAUCCACCAACUGAAGAAAUACCUUCACCAAUUUGGCUACUUGAAUGAGGAUGCUCAAAUUCAUUCUGAAAAUAAUGACGAUGAGUUUGACGAGCUGCUAGAGACUGCCAUUAAAACAUACCAAAAGAAUUACAAUCUCAAAGUCACAGGGACUCUUGAUGCUAUGACGAUAGCUCAAAUGUCGAAGCCUCGAUGCGGAGUUGCAGAUAUCAUCCAUGGCAAUACUUGGAUGAGAUCAAGCAAGAAAAGAAAGCAACUUGAACAUGGAAUAGUUGGCCACUUUCAUAGUGUUUCUCACUUCGCUUUCUUUGACGGAAACCCUAAGUGGCCUGCUACAAAAUCUCAUCUCACUUAUGGUUUUCUUCCAGGAACUCCAUCAGAAACGGUGAGUCCGGUAGCUCGAGCUUUUGCUACUUGGGCGGCGAACUCUCACUUCACUUUCUCCCAAGCUUUGGACAACCAAACUUCAGACAUAACAAUAGGGUUUGAAACUGGUGAUCAUGGAGAUGGGUAUCCAUUUGAUGGUGUUGGAGGAGUGGUAGCUCAUGCUUUUUCGCCGUCGGAUGGCCGGUUCCACCUCGAUGCCGAUGAGUCUUGGGCGAAUGGUGUUGUUUCAGAUUCUUUUGAUUUGGAGACGGUGGCAUUGCAUGAGAUUGGACAUCUUCUUGGCCUUCAACAUAGCUCCACUGAAGGGGCUAUCAUGUGGCCACAAGUCCCCGUAGGAGCUUCCAAGGGUUUGCAUGUUGAUGAUAUUGCAGGGAUUAAGGCUUUGUAUAAUAACAUUCUUUAAAAUUCCAACUCUCUGUAUUUCUUCAUCUAUAAGUUCAGUUAUUUAU